CGUCGGUAUUUAGUUGGAGUCUAUAAAAUUUAUCUGGAAUCUAUUAUUACAAUAUGCUACUAAUAAAAACACCAGAAGUAUCAAUCAAUGAUUGUGUAAUAAGUACCUUGAUAGGUGCAUAUCGCCUCCUGUGCAUGAAACCUACUUGCCUAAGCUAACGCGAAACAAUACAAUCGCGCGGGAAACCAAUAAUUAUGAAAAAAACGCACAUCCGUUUGUUUGGUAAUUUCCCAUCCCAGUUUUAAUCGUGAUUCCUAAAGAUAAUAACGUUCUAUUCGUGCUUGUAUUAAAAUAAUUACACAAUCAAUAGCUAGCAAAGAAAAACCCGCGAAUACUAAUCGAAAUUUUCAAAUGUCAAGGGCGCCAUUUUGAAAUUUGACGUCGAAAAGAGCGGGAAAAUGUUCUCGGCUAGUGCAGCAGUGGUUGCGUACGUAACUGUGAUUUUUUUAACGGAAGUCGCUCCGUGGACUAUUGAUCUGCCGGAAGUAAGGAGGUUUUAUUUCGAAAAGUAUUCUAAUAUUGAUGAGAAAGUGCCGAAGUUGAAUGAGAAUCAGGCUUUUUUCGAUAAUAUCAAUGGGGACAGCUUGUAUAACACCGAUAGGAAACCGUAUGAGGAAAUAUAUAACAUCAUGCAGCAUGCGAAACAUUAUUACCAUAAGAGUGAACAGGACGACCCCAAAAACAAUUUGUACGCAAAUGCGUAUCAACAUGGGGAGUACAUGAUGAGAAAAGUAAGCAAGGGUGUCCUCCAGCACGGGUCUGCGUACCUGGACGGCUUGCGGUUGUCCGUUGAACGUUACAGGGAGGAGUUGGAAAACUGCACUAGAAACAACUUUACGGCGAAUUUCCCUCCAAACAUGACCACACCGCUAAGCAUCGGCAACUUCACCGGGUGGCGCGACUUCCAGACAUCAUGUCGUCGCGCGACGGAGGCGAGCGAGCAUGUGCGCCGGCUCGCUGACCUCGCGCUGUGGGCCGCUAGGAGGCUACAGGACGUGGCAUACGCCGCCAAGUAUAGCAAAGAUGCCAGUAUGGAGGAAAACGAGCUGCUUCUCCGUCUGGCGUGGUACCUGGACAAGCUGGCACAUAUUACUGGCUACGAGCCCAGCCCUGAGCAGUUCUUGGCGGCGAAAACUGAAAAAACACCACCGCCUCCGAUCUUACCGGUCCUCAACCCGUUGAACAUAACAGAGGAGAUGAAACAAGCCCUAUUGAAGUGUCUGCAGGGAGACUCUAAGGUACCGGCGACAGAGCGCUGCGCUUUCCCCAACCCGCCGUCUAUUGCUGACGUGAUGGCAGCGUUAAGUAAUCCUGCUCUUAGAACACCUCCAACGACGCAACCACCAGCAGAGUUACCAAAAGCUCCAAUCGUAUCACCGAAACCGAGUGACAAUAACAGUUCCGACUUAAAACCGGAACUACUAGAUGCUGUAGCCACAGACAACCGAGAGCAUUUACCCUCCACUCUGACAAGACAAAAAUCCGUUAAAAAACGCUCCAUUUCAGACGAAACCAAUCCUUUAGUGAAAGCACUUAAGUAUUACGCGAAACAAAAGAUAUGGGAGCACUCCAACCCUAAAAGGACGAACGAAGAAGACCAAGACUUCUUAAAAUCGGGACAAUUCGACGUGGAAAACGAUUUGCGCGCCAAACACGUUCAAAAACGUUCCGUGCUAAUCAAAAACAACGAAGUUCACAUACCACCUCCUUUGCACAAAGUCAAAGCUGUAGUCCAUACAGUCGCGGAGAAAAUUAAAACUGUCAAACACGCUUUAGAGAAAGCGUACGCUAAAAAGAUUCAUCCGCCUUCAGCACACGUGACACAUUACCAAGCUUUUAUUCCGAAUCCCCACCAUCAUUUCGAGGGAGGUUUCAGACGUAAACGGAGUAUUUACACACCAAAUACUUAUUACGGUCAAGUUAUACAGCCGCGAGUACCACUAAAUCCUCAGAUGGAUAUCAGUUAUUACGUUAAAAACAAAGAGGGGACGGAAUAUAACGCAAAUUUGGCACAAGCUGCUUUAUUGCGGGCGUCUUUAGAAGCAGUGUUUCAGAGAGGAAAUAUAGCUGUGGUCCAUAGAUAUGGGGCUAAUUAUAACCCGGCUGUGCCGCUCCCUUUCUACGCGGGCAUAUUGAGAUCUACGGGCGAUAUCUGACGGCAGUCACUGUGAUUUUUGUUGUAACGUGAUAUUCGUUUACUUGUGCACAAGGUAUAUUGGCGGGUAAAAUUAAAUAAAAAUAUUAAGAUAGUA
This is a messenger RNA of Chilo suppressalis (striped riceborer), 2252 nucleotides long. NCBI's taxonomy places the organism in Eukaryota, Metazoa, Arthropoda, Insecta, Lepidoptera, Crambidae. The record is from the annotation of a GenBank genome assembly.